AUGACUAUGUACGAUAGUUCGCACAAGAAGACGCACAGACUGAAGGCAUUAGUAUUGCUUGCAUCUAUAACAUCUUUGGGCCUUUUCAUUGAUUACCUCUUGGAGGAACCUCUUUUACCAAAUGUUAACCAGAGUGAGAUUUUGGGAUUUAGAAGUGCUGAUCGUUCCAUCCGUGAAUACAAUAUUAAUAUUUCUGAUCAUAUUGUGAACACAGUUUUCUCGCAAGUUAAACAUUCGGCGAUACUUUCGCAGCCUCUGGAUAUAACGUACGGCCCUGACACGAAGAUGUACAAGGAUGUUAUUAAAUAUUGGAGAGAAAAAUACGACUGGAGAACACGCGAAGUGUACUUCAAUCAAUAUCCACAAUACACUACAAUCGUCCAAGGGCUUCAGAUUCAUUUCGUCCACGUAAAACCAGAGACGAGCAAUAAAACAGUGCCUCUUUUGAUGUUGCACGGUUGGCCCGAAAGUUUUGCAUACUUCUACGACAUUGUACCGCAGCUGACGAGCGGAAACGGCGACGUAUCGUUCGAAUUGAUAAUACCUUCUUUGCCCGGACAUUUCAUGUCGGAUCCAAUGAAGGAUAGGACAACGGUUCAUGUGGCAACGCUUUUCAAGAAUUUGAUGAAGCGCUUGAACAUCGAUAGGUUUUAUGUAUUUGGGCAAGGGGUUGGAUCAUUUAUUGGCACGGAUAUGGCAAUUUUAUAUCCGGAUAAAGUUAUGGGAUUGUAUAACACCAUGUGUUUAUCUCUCAGGAAGAUAAGCUUAGUGAAAUAUGCUUCUAGAAACAAUUGUUAA
Molecule: messenger RNA, 798 nt
Organism: Nicrophorus vespilloides
Lineage: Eukaryota; Metazoa; Arthropoda; Insecta; Coleoptera; Silphidae
Product: juvenile hormone epoxide hydrolase 2-like
Exons: 2
Coding region: 1-798 (265 amino acids)
Biological process (GO): epoxide metabolic process
Molecular function (GO): epoxide hydrolase activity
Source: RefSeq, a predicted model, not a curated record